This is a messenger RNA of Acanthopagrus latus (yellowfin seabream), 1253 nucleotides long. It is a transcript of the gene sdhaf2, whose product is annotated as succinate dehydrogenase complex assembly factor 2. Gene Ontology annotation, biological process: mitochondrial respiratory chain complex II assembly; tricarboxylic acid cycle; protein-FAD linkage. The record is from RefSeq and is a predicted model, not a curated record. Lineage: Eukaryota; Metazoa; Chordata; Actinopteri; Spariformes; Sparidae. The coding region runs from base 212 to 703 and encodes 163 amino acids. The transcript has 5 exons. Gene Ontology annotation, cellular component: mitochondrion.
UCGUCGGUGUGAUUCAGAUCACCGUAAAGAUCUAUGAGAUCCGUAUUGGAGGUGCUUGGUCCAGCCGCACGUCCUGCAGCAGCCAUCCUGCGGGCCUAAGAUGAUCCAGUUGAUGGCACUGCAGUUAACCUAACAUCACGAACAUUUCUUUCCACGGCGAGGAAGCAGCUCAUAGCCCAACUCCCAAACGUCCCAAGAAAAAAAGGUUAAAAUGCUGUCGUCUAUUGUUGCAAGAAGACUUGUUACAGGGUUACACCGGGCAGCAUGGAGACCAGCGGUCACAGGGCUGGUAUCAUCUCGUGGUUACCGUGGAGAUGCGCCCGAUGACACCAGAGGUGACCUGAUUGAGAUCCCUCUGCCCCCUUGGGAGGAGAAGCCCAGCGAGCCCAUUGACAUCAAGAGGCGCCGCCUGCUGUAUGAGAGCCGCAAGAGGGGGAUGUUGGAGAACUGCAUUCUGCUCAGCCUUUUUGCAAAGCGAUACCUGAACACAAUGAGUGAGAUCCAGCUGCAGCAGUACGACAGACUGAUUAAUGAACCAAGCAACGACUGGGACAUCUACUACUGGGCAACACAAGCUCAGCCUACCCCUGACGUUUAUAAGGGCGAGGUCAUGGACAUGCUGCAGGAGUUCACAAAGAAUCGAGACCAUGAACAGAGGUUGGACGCGCCCAACUUAGAGUACCUGGACAAGGAAAGUCAAUGAGGUCCAAGGCCUUGCCGACCUUCUCAGAGACUCAUUUUUGGUGGAGCGCUGGGCUAAAUAUCAGUGUUAUAACCCACCUCAAACAUCUUUCAGAAGACAGCAGCUGUGUCUCUCCAGUAAUAUGCAGCAGAGUGUACAAAAUAUUAACCAUCCAUGACUACGGUACAUCUCUCUGUGAAAUAUUCUCACCAUCAAAGCCUCUGUGCACUGCUUUUUCUGUUAUUAUAGAUUUGCGGGAGCUGAGGGACAUUUGCAGACUGUGAAAAGUCGAAUGCAAGACAAUAUUUGGAAGGUUUUUCCGAAGAUUGUACAUUAAUUUUAUUGUAAAUUUGUGAUUCAAGACUGUAAAUGUAAACUAUGAGACACAUACUAAUCAAGACAAGUGUUGAUAAAUGGAUACAUUUGUUUCUAAACUUCACAAGUGAAUAGAAAUGCAUUGAGUCACUCAUUAGCGUAACAUGUUGAACUGUCACGUUUUGGCUGUUGAUGAUGUCACUGUGCCUAUUACAGAUAUUAUGGGUUAUUUAAUAAAUGUUGAUGCUUGGGAAAA